UCCUUCUCCGUUGCUCCCCACAAAUAUGCUUCUCUUUCUCUUCCAUCCCUGAAUUUCCUCUCUCUCUCUCUCUCUCUCUCUCUCUCUCUCCCCGCCAUUGUUGCUCUGCAACCAACCUCAACAGCUAUGACUCUUCAAAUCCACAUCGCCCCUCACCACACUUUCUUCCUCAACGAGAAAAUCAUUUCGGCUUACUCCUCCAGAUUCCGCCGCAUUAUCAAACAGCAUAGACGAGCCAGAAGGCGAAUAACGACGUCCAGUUACGGUGAUGAUUUCUCCAAUUCCCCCAUUGAAAUCGAUGAUUUCCCUGGAGGAUGGAGUGCGUUCGAGCUUAUUUCUAGGUUCUGUUAUAACCACGCUCGAAUCGAAAUCACUGUCUCUAACGUUGCUUUACUUCAUUGCUGCGGUGUCUUCCUCGGAAUGACGGAGGAUGUCGCCGCCGGUAACCUCAUCCGGCAGACGGAGAAUUUUCUUGAUGGAAUCUUUUAUUGGCCAUGGAGUGAUUUGAUUUUAUGCCUUCAGAGUUGCGACUCCUUUUUCGCUUUUGCAGAUUCCUCGGGACUAUUGCAGAAGCUUGUUUGUGCUUUAUUGGCUAAGAUUGCUCAGAAUUCCAAUGCGAGCUUCGUCACUCCUUCUUCAUCUUCUUCUUCUUCUUCUCCCGACAAUGCGUCUGGUAGUUCUAGAGUCUCUACCAAAUCAUGGUGGUUCGACGACAUGUCGUUAUUGCCUGUUCAGAUCAUUGAAAAAGUCGUACAAGGAAUGGGGAGUUACGGAAGUAGCAACAACAGUUUGAUUCUCACCAAAUUUCUCCUCCAUUACCUCAAAACCGCUGCUCAGAACACUGUUGGGUAUGGGAGUGGUCGACCGAGGGGGGAAUACAGCGGGUUAGCCGACACGGCGGUGCACGGGGUGGUAAUGGUGGGGAAGAGUAUGUUUUCUUGCCGGGGACUGUUCUGGGUGUUGAGAGUGGUGUCUGGUUUUGGUCUGAGUAGAGAUUGUCGAAAUGGGUUGGAGAGAAUGAUUGGUGGGAUGCUGGAUCAAGCCAAAUUGGAUGAUUUGUUGAUCUCCGGCCACCAUAAAUGUACUUAUGAUGUGAAUCUAGUGAUAAGAUUGAUCAGAGUAUUUGUGAACAGCGAUGGAGCUUACUCUAUUCACAAGCUGAAGAAGGUGGGGAAACUUGUGGAUAAGUAUUUGGGGGAGAUUUCUCCCGAUCAAAACCUCAAAAUCUCCAAAUUCUUGGGUGUUGCUGAGAGCUUACCGGACUGUGCUAGAGACUGCUUUGAUGGAGUUUACAGAGCAAUUGAUAUCUAUCUAGAGUCUCAUCCCAAUCUUUCAAUGGAGGAGAGGUCGAGGCUAUGCAGAUGUCUAAACCACGAGAAGUUGAGCUUGGAAACAUGCAAGGCAUUGGCAAAGAACCCAAGAGUGCCGCCGAGGACAGCAGUGGAGGCUUUGAAGUGUCAAGCUAGGGGAGGUGGGUGUUCAGGGGAAGAGGAAGCGUUGACGACGGCAACCGGGGAGGAGGAUGAUCAGAGCAGUAGUGGGUAUUACAGUGAGUGUCAAAGGGUUUUAUCAAGCAGUAGCUUCGAGUCAGAAGGAUGCAGCAGCAGUACAGGGCAAGACAACAACCAAGAAAUGAAACUAAAUUUGCAAAGGAUGCAAUGGAGAGUAGUGGAAUUGGAGAAAGUUUGUAGAGAAAUGAAAAGUAAUAUGUCAAGUUUGGUUAGGCAAAGUGCCAUCACUUCCCCACCUACUUACCAUAGGGCUUUACCAAGACUUUGUUAAGUAUGUAUAUGAAUAUAUAAUUUAUUUGUAUUUGUAUUUAUAUUUAUAUAUGUACACAUCAAUAAUAAUUCAUUCCCUCCACAA
Molecule: messenger RNA, 1866 nt
Organism: Cucumis melo (muskmelon)
Lineage: Eukaryota; Viridiplantae; Streptophyta; Magnoliopsida; Cucurbitales; Cucurbitaceae
Product: BTB/POZ domain-containing protein At3g19850
Exons: 4
Coding region: 127-1782 (551 amino acids)
Source: RefSeq, a predicted model, not a curated record